ACAUUGCAUUGUUAAGAUGAAUGAAGAAUGGCGGACGUUGUCAUAUUGGGAUACUUGUUCACAUUUUUACUUAUAAAUACUUGUAGUGGCGUUCCUGGAGUGGAUGUGCCGCAUGACGAUGGCACGGCUCCCAGCACCCAGCCUCCGGACAACCGCCUGGACAGCCGGAUAUCGAUGGAUCACAUGAUGGUGCACCACCCUCGGUUUAAAUGCCACCAGUGCGAGUCUUCGGAGUGCGCAGAAGGGUCCACCCGCGUGUGUCGCGAAGCCCUAUACUGUUACAAAGCUUCGGUGCGCGCGACGGAUGGCUUCCUAGAGCAGACGCGCGGGUGCUCCACUUCUAGUGACCACUACCAGUUUAUAUGUCGUACCAGCCGCCCGCAGCAAGGCAAGCGUCACGCGGGCCAGCUGAACAUCACGUGCUGCCAGGGCGACCUGUGCAACGACGGCAGCUUCCCCGCGCUGCCGCCAGACGCCGCCGUGGAGCCGCUGGCCGGCGGCGCCUGGAAGCUGUGGGCCAGUGUGGGGGCUUCCGUGCUGGCCGUCAGCGCUAUCGGCGCUAUGGCCAUCUUCGUACUGAGGAGGAGUCACAGGCUUCGCGUGUCUCGGGCAGCACUGCACAAGCUGGGAGCUGAUUCAAACUACUUCUCAAGCAACGUAUACAGUCCGCAAGUCACCAGUGCCUACUAUGAAGGCGUGGACGGAUCCCAGAACGGCGGCGGGCUCCGCGCGGUGGCAGCCGGUGACUCCACUCUACGGGAGUACCUGGAGUGCUCCGUGAGCUCGGGCUCCGGCUCCGGCCUGCCGCUCAUGGUGCAGCGGACGCUGGCCAAGCAGGUCACGCUGCUCGACUGCGUCGGCAAGGGCCGCUACGGCGAGGUGUGGCGCGGCUCGUGGUACGCAGACAGCGUGGCGGUGAAGAUAUUCUUCUCGCGCGACGAGGCUUCCUGGCGACGAGAGACAGAGAUUUAUAGCACGGUUUUGUUACGACAUGACCAUAUACUGGCGUAUGUGGGCAGCGAUAUGACCAGUCGAGGGAGUUGCACGCAGGUACGCAUCAUCAAGUCAAAAGACAAU
Molecule: messenger RNA, 1077 nt
Organism: Ostrinia furnacalis (Asian corn borer)
Lineage: Eukaryota; Metazoa; Arthropoda; Insecta; Lepidoptera; Crambidae
Product: activin receptor type-1-like
Exons: 7
Biological process (GO): cellular response to growth factor stimulus; cell surface receptor protein serine/threonine kinase signaling pathway; protein phosphorylation
Cellular component (GO): plasma membrane; BMP receptor complex
Molecular function (GO): transmembrane receptor protein serine/threonine kinase activity; ATP binding
Source: RefSeq, a predicted model, not a curated record